Perognathus longimembris pacificus (Pacific pocket mouse) is the source of this 1315-nucleotide messenger RNA. Its product is annotated as E3 ubiquitin-protein ligase makorin-1-like. The transcript has a single exon. Gene Ontology annotation, biological process: protein polyubiquitination. The coding region runs from base 2 to 1261 and encodes 419 amino acids. The record is from RefSeq and is a predicted model, not a curated record. Gene Ontology annotation, molecular function: metal ion binding; ubiquitin protein ligase activity. NCBI's taxonomy places the organism in Eukaryota, Metazoa, Chordata, Mammalia, Rodentia, Heteromyidae.
UAUGCACGGGGUUCGUAAGGAAGGAGAUAACUGUCGCUACUCGCACGACCUCUCUGACAGUCCAGAUGGUAUAGUGUGCAAGUAUUUUCAACGUGGGUACUGUAUUUACGGAGACCGCUGCAGAUAUGAACACAGCAAGCCAUUGAAACAGGAAGAAGCGACUGCUACAGAUCCGAGCCCAGAACGAUCUCUAGCUGCUUCCUCGAGUCUCCCUUCCGGAGCUGAACAGCUCACUGAAAUGGACACGGGCAAAGCUGAGUCAGGAAUCCCACCCCUCGCCGCUGUAGGUGGGGCAAGUUCCGAGGACUGGGUGAAUGCGGUCGAGUUCAUUCCUGGGCAGCCCUACUGUGGCCGGACUGCCCCUCCUUGCACCGCAGCCCCCAUGCAGAGCCUGGGGGCCAAGGUGGAGUCUGAGAAGGAGCCGGCGGCAGUGGAGAGCAAGAAGCAGCUGUGCCCCUAUGCUGCGGUGGGCGAGUGCCGCUACGGGGAGAACUGCGUGUACCUCCACGGCGACGCGUGUGACAUGUGUGGGCCGCAGGUACUGCACCCCAUGGAUGCGGCCCAGAGGUCACAGCACAGAAAAUCGUGCAUCGAGGCCCACGAGAAGGACAUGGAGCUCUCGUUCGCCGUGCAGCGCAGUAAGGACAUGGUGUGCGGCGUCUGCAUGGAGGUGGUCUAUGAGAAGGCCAACCCCAGGGAGCGCCGCUUCGGCAUCCUCUCCAACUGCAGCCACACCUACUGUCUCCAGUGCAUUCGCAAGUGGAGGAGUGCUAAGCAGUUUGAGAGCAAGAUCAUAAAGUCCUGCCCCGAAUGCCGCAUCACAUCCAACUUUGUCAUUCCAAGUGAGUACUGGGUGGAAGAGAAAGAAGAAAAGAAGAAACUCAUUCAGAAGUACAAGGAGGCCAUGAGCAGCAAAGCGUGCAGGUAUUUCGAUGAAGGACGUGGGGGCUGCCUGUUUGGAGGGAACUGUUUCUACAAGCAUGCGUACCCCGAUGGCCGGAGAGAAGAGCCACAGAGACAGAAAGUGGGAGCCUCGAGGAGAUACCGGGCCCAACGAAGGAACCACUUAUGGGAGCUCAUUGAGGAAAGAGAGAACAGCAGCCCCUUUGACAACGACGAAGAGGAGGUGGUCACCUUUGAGCUGGGCGAGAUGUUGCUUAGGCUUUUGGCUACAGGUGGGGACGACGAGCUGACAGACUCUGAGGAUGAGUGGGACUUGUUUCAUGAUGAGCUGGAAGACUUUUAUGACUUGGACCUAUAGCGGCUUUCCAUGCUGUGCGAACUGCUCUGCCAGGCCUCAGACCCUAGCUGUGCC